AUGAACAGUGCCUUGGUGGUUAUAAUCCUUCUGCUGCAAGUAGGAUACACCCUGUCACAAUGUCCUACAACAAGCUGCACUUGUGUAACCGUGUCUUCAUCAACUAAACGAGUAAUCAGAUGUGGUAACCUCAAUGUCAUGCCAACGUUUACCUCAUCUGCAGAGUUAUUUCAGAAACUGGAUCUAGUUGCACAAAGUAAUAAUAUACAAGUGCUUCAAGCCAAUGCUUUUCAGGGAAUUCGUGUUGAAGAAAUUGACAUGAAUGGUGACAACAUUCGAUUGCAAAAUGUUCAUCCAUUGGCCUUUUCUGGAUUGCAACAAAAUUUAAAAAUCAUCAGGCUGCGUGGAGAUUCGGUAUUGCCACCCCCAUUCAGCCAAAUGCAAAAUUUGACUAAUCUCCAAGAACUUCAGCUCGAAUAUUUCAAUAUGCCAAGAAUUGAAAGAAGUUCCCCGUUUUAUUAUUUUCCUAAUCUACUGACACUGCGGUUACGAAACAUGCAGACAACUUCUGUAUCUGCCGAUGCCUUCAUGGAUCAGUUACAAGUGAUCAACCGCUUUGAAUUUGAAUACAAUGAUGUCCCAACUUUUCCACAACCUGCAAUUAAUAGACUGCGCACUUUGGAACAUCUCUCAUGGCUUCAUAAUGGAAUGGAAACCAUACCAUCAGGAUCAUUCAGAUCUCUUAACAAUCUUACUGAACUGGACUUGAGAGGAAACCAGAUUGCUUCACUAGAUUAUGGAUGUUUUGAUGGAAUAACAGAAAAAUUGGAGUUUUUGGCACUCCAUCUCAAUAAACUAAAUGAACGCAACAUCGUACCAUUGGGUAAUUAUUCGUGGCCCAAACUAGAACAGCUUAACCUUGGUCAUAUGCAAACAGACUUUCAAGACAUUCCUUCUGGAUUGUUCAGAAACAUGCCAAAUCUGGCCAACCUAAUGCUGACAAACAAUAAGUUAAGGCAGAUAAAAAGCAAUGAUUUUGCAGGUCUUAGAAAUAUGCGCUCUAUGGACUUAUCUGAAAAUUAUAUAAAUACUAUUCAUAAAGGUGCACUUGCCCACAUGCCACUUCUUGACACUCUUGAUAUACGAGCCCAGUAUGGUUUAAGUGCCAGCAACCCGCUUAACUUCAGCUUGGACAUCUUCCAGGGGACAGAAGUAGCUAUCAAGACUCUUUAUAUACAGGAUAACCAUCUGAUAGAACAACAUGCCUGGGAUGCUAUUGGAGCCAUGAAGAAUCUGUCAAACCUUGAUAUCUCUAAAACAAAACUAUCCAACAUUCCAUCUUUAGUUUUCUACAACCAUAACCAACUAGGGAGUCUUAAAAUGCAAAGAAAUAAUCUCUCAGUAUUAAGACAGGAGUCUCUGUAUGGACUUAAAACCUCUCUUGAAAUGAUUGACAUUUCUUUCAAUCAAAUAGAUGUAAUAGAUGAAUGUGUAUUUAAAGGAUUCAGCAAACUGAAAUUUGUUUUAGCAGAUGGAAACCCAUUUGCUUGUAAUUGCAAUCUCUAUGGUUUGUACCAGUUCCUCAGAACAAUCAAUUCAAAUGGAGGAUAUACGUCUGUGCCAUGUAGUUCUCCCUCCAAUUUAGCAAACAGGGAGCUGUCUAGUUUACAGACGUCUGAAUUUUGCACCAGUUUGCCUACAGCUGCUACUUGUCCGGAUUUCAAAUCCACGACAACUCCCCCCAGUUCCACGACCUCAACAACAACAGCUGUCCCUCUCCCGGAUGUUCAGUUUGGAAUUUCAUUUGUGAACCAAACCACGGUAGUCCUCUCCUGGACUGUAAAUGGGGACUUGACAUCCGUAAAAGAUUUCCGGGUGCAUUUUCAACAGCUAGGAGGGAAUGAUUCGGUUAUCACAAAUUUUCCAAUAGACAAAUCCGAAAGGGAUCAUGCAAUAACUGGUCUCUCACCAGGAUCAUAUUAUAUGAUAUGUUUCUUUAUUGACCUUACUGAUUCUACACAACAGCUGAUAGGAUGUCAGAUCGAACAGACAAGACCUUGAGUCCCUACAGUGGUAACAGCGGCUGCUAACACUGAUUUAUAGAUGACAAUACUGGUCCAUACAGCAUAUCUUCGGCCAACAACAUACUGGCAAAAUGCCCAGUCUUUAUGAUUUAUUGAAUUGUUGGUGUUGGUGAUGGCUGUGACUCAAGGUCAUUCCUGAAGGGUCAAGGAUAAUUAACUGUAGAAAUUUCUUUCAAAUUUUGCCAAUUAAACAUUCAAUCCCUCAUA
Messenger RNA from Saccostrea cuccullata (small rock oyster), 2231 nucleotides. RefSeq names its product protein artichoke-like. NCBI's taxonomy places the organism in Eukaryota, Metazoa, Mollusca, Bivalvia, Ostreida, Ostreidae. The record is from RefSeq and is a predicted model, not a curated record. The transcript has a single exon. Gene Ontology annotation, cellular component: plasma membrane. Gene Ontology annotation, molecular function: protein binding. The coding region runs from base 1 to 2001 and encodes 666 amino acids.